AUGGCAUUGUCGGUGGUUGGCCUGAGACACUCAUGGCUCAACCUCUCAUCCAUGAAUGAUAGGGACAAAGCGGCGGUCAUGGACCUCUCUGAGUCAGGCCUCUUUGGCUCUGCUUUGAUAGAUGCUAUCCAGCAACAGUCCGAGGUGCUGGAGAAAUGGCAGCCUGCAUUCAAGGUUGUGGUCCUCCCCGUCAGGCACUCUAGAAAAGAAAAAGUGUCUGGUGUGUCCAGAGCUCAAUCUAUGAGGACAGACUGGUCAAAAGAUGAGCCCCCUGACAUGGCAGAAGGGGAAAGGGAACAACAGAUAGGACAUGAACCAGACACCAUCAGCAGUCAGGAUAAGCACCCAGAUCUACUUCAUAUUUUUGAGUUGGAGUCCAGGGAAGACUGGAGGACAUCCAGGAGAGACUGGAUGACAGCAGGGAAAGACCGCACCGGGCGUGGGCGGCUAGUUACCCAACCCACAGCUCCCUCAUUAGAGGGAAGCCCAACCCCAACUACGAAGAAUCAUAAGAAGCAACAGCCCGGGGGCCCUCCGAGAGGUGGGAUGGAAGAUGGGUCCAACAGGACGGACCACACGGUGACGACGGCAACGGAAACGGAUUUCGAGAAUACUCCAGGAAACGAGGAGAAGAUCCUCCGAAGGUGUGAAUGUGGAUGGGAGAAAGUGACCACGUUCAGAGGCGUCCGGAUCCACCAGGGGAGAGCGAAGUGUGGCCAAAAGGGCCAACAGCAACCUUGCACUGCGACAGCAGGUGAGACAAGAGGGACCAAAAGCCAGGACAAAAACCACAGUGCCAACGGACCCAACAUUGCUGGAGGCAUGAGAGUGUCAGAGGAAGAAGUCCCACUGGUGGAGAACGUGCCCUCACGUGAGCAUGAAGACCCAGUCCUCACCACCUCACACCGAACAGAGCCAAACGCAGAGUCCAGGAAACCAGCAAGAAGAAAUAAGAUUAAGUGGCCAAAGUCAAGUGAAGCAGAGGCAUGGCGAGCACUGGAUGCAGACCUGAUCAAGACCCUAGAGGGAUCACUGCAUGGAGGGGUGGAGACUAAGCUUAAUCUGAUUGGGGACUUCAUAUAUCAGACUUGCAAGGACAGGUUCGGCGAGGUUGUCCCGAGACAGAGGACCACCCUAAGAGAGAAGGGGAGGAGAGAGAAGGAAAUCCUCCAACUCGUGCAAAAGCGGCGGCAACUCCGCAAGAACUGGAGAAAGGCAACCCAAGCGGAGAAAGAGGGGCUCAAAGCCUUGUGGGAGGAGGUCAGGAAAAGACUAGCCGGACUUCGCAGAGCCGAACGUAUUCGGAAGCGCAACAGGCGGAAGGAAAAAGAGCGAGCCAGUUUCUUCAAGGAUCCCUUCAAGCAUGCCAGACAGCUGCUGGAAGAGAAGAAGACUGGCAAGCUUGAAACCACCAGGGAGCAGUUGGAGCAGCACGUCAGGGAACAGUACAGCGAUCCGCAAAGGAGCGUCCCACUUGGAGCACCAGGAUAUGUACCCCAGCCUGCACAGCCAACAGCUGAGUUUAAUAUCAUGCCUCUCAAGCUCAGCAAGGUCAGGCAAGUCGUGGAGAAGGCGAGGUCCUCUUUGGCACCAGGCCCCAAUGGAGUCCCCUACAAGCUCUAUAAGAACUGCCCCAAGGUACUAGAGCUGCUAUGGUACCUAAUGAGAACUGCCUGGAAGAAGAAAAUCAUUCCAUCUGAGUGGCAAAGAGCGGUAGCAGUCUUCAUCCCCAAGGAAAUGAACUCCAAGGACAUCAGCCAGUUCCGUAGCAUCGCCCUACUAAACGUGGAAGGGAAAAUCUUCUUUUCAGUUCUAGCCAGAAGAAUGACCCGCUACCUGCUUGAGAAUGGCUAUAUUGAUACCAACUGUCAGAAAGCAGGGGUGUCUGGAUUCCCUGGAUGCGUGCUUGAGGAGGAGAUGGUCACCUUUUUAAAGACAGAGUUGCAGAGAUUUAAGCAGGUUCUCAGUCCAGACUACCAGGAAGACUUUGAGAUGAAAUCAGAUGAUGAGAGUGAUGCCAGAGAGUGUGUCCUCAAGAUGGCACUGCACUUCCUCUGUAAGAUGGAGCACCAGGAUCUUGCUGACAAAUUGAAUAAGAAUGAGCUCAAUGUAAUUUGUCAGAAAUACCUGAAAAUAAAUCUCAAGAACAAGUACCAGAGUGUGUUUGAAGGAAUAGUCACACAUGGAAGCUCUGUUCUGCUACAAAACAUCUAUACAGACCUCUACAUCACAGAAGGAGGAAGUGGGAAAGUAAAUGUAGAGCAUGAAGUCAGACAAAUUGAGUACAGAUCCAAGAGAUCAGCUGAUCAGGACAAACUAAUCAAAUGUGCUGACAUCUUCAAAGGGAACAUUGGUCAGGACAAACCGAUCAGAAGAGUUUUGACAACGGGGGUAGCUGGCAUCGGCAAAACUAUCUCUGUGCAGAAGUACAUCCUGGACUGGGCUGAGGAAAAUGCACACAAAGAGAUAGAUUUCAUCUUCCCAAUGUGCUUUCGAGAGCUCAACCUCAUGAGAGACGAGAAAUGGUCUUUGAUGGGUCUUAUUCAUCACUUCACCACCAUCUUCUUCACCACAAAGCAGUUAACAAUUGUCAGUCAGAAGAAAUAUAAAGUGCUGUUUGUGUUUGAUGGCUUGGAUGAAUGUAGGCUUCAGCUAAACUUUCAGAAAAAUGAAAACUUGAGCGAUGAAAGAGUCAUCACGUCAUUGGAUGUUCUCUUGACAAACCUCAUUAAAGGCAAUCUGCUCCCCUCUGCCCUGCUUUGGAUAACCUCUCGACCAGCAGCAGCCAGUCAAAUUCCUCCAGAGUGUAUUGACCUGGCCACAGAAGUACAAGGGUUCAAUGAUGCACAGAAGGAGGAGUACUUCAGGAACAGGAUAAGCAAUGAGGGUCUUGCACGCAGAAUCAUUUCCCACAUUAAAUCAUCAAGGAGCCUCUACAUCAUGUGCCACAUACCUGUGUUCACUUGGAUUGCUGCUACAGUUCUUGAGAUGAUUUAUUCAUCAGGAGACACACAGGUUCCGAAGACUUUGACGGAAAUGUAUACAUAUUUCCUUAUUUUCCAAACCAGACAGAGAAACAUGAAAUUUGACAAUGUGCAUGACAUUGACACACAUUGGAACCAUGAGCUGAUCCUCCAUCUUGGAAAACUGGCCUAUGAACAGUUAGAGAAGGGCAAUCUGAUCUUUUAUGACAAAGACCUCAGAGACUGUGGCAUUGACGUUCAAGAGGCAACAGUAUACUCUGGGAUGUGCACUCAGAUCUUUCGAGAAGAAUCAGGAAUCUUUCUGGGGACAGUGUUCUGCUUUGUGCAUCUCAGUAUCCAGGAGUAUCUUGCUGCUUUGUAUGCAUUUUUGAUGGUGGCUGUUGAAAGGACAGACAUUAUAUCCUCACCACAUUCACCUCCAGUGAUGAAAUCGAUAAUCACCUUGCAUAAGAGUGCUGUGGACAAAGCUUUGGCUUAUGAAGAUGGACGCUUUGACCUCUUCCUCCGCUUCCUUCUUGGCCUCUCUCUGGAAUCAAAUCAGACUCUCCUGCAUGGUCUAAUACCAACAAGACAAAUUAAGAUGGACAAUGAUGAAACAAUCAAAUACAUUAAGGAGAAGAUCAGGGAGGCCUCUUCCUCAGAAAGGAUGAUCAACCUCUUCCACUGCUUGAAUGAACUCAAUGAUCAGUCCUUAGUGCAGGAGAUACAGAGCUUCCUCAGUGCAGGUACACUUUCAGAAGUCCAGCUCUCACCUGGACAGUGGUCAGCUCUAGUGUUUGUGCUGCUGACAUCAGACCAGAAUAUGGAUGUGUUUGACCUGAAGAAGUUCAUCAGGUCUGAUGAAGCUCUCCUGAGGCUGCAGCCAGUAGUGGAGGAAUCCCAAACAACUCUGGUUGGCAGCUGUGGGCUCACUGAACAGAGCGGUGGAACACUAGCAUCUGUCCUCUGCAAAAAAACCUCAAAGCUGAGACACCUGGAACUCAGUGACAACUGCAUUGGAGAUGUUGGAUUACAACAACUGUGUGAUGGACUGAAGAGCCCAAACUGUGUAUUGGAGACACUGAGAUUGUCAGACUGUGGUGUAACAGGAAGAGGAUAUGCUGCUCUGGCCUCAGCUCUCAAAUCAAACCCUUCACACCUUGAGGAGCUGGACCUGAGAGGAAACGACCCUGGAGACUCUGGAGUGAAGUUACUCAUUGAUCUAUUACAGGACCCUCAAUGUAAACUAAAGAGACUGAGGUUUAACUCCUGCAGUAUAACAGAAGAGGGCUGUGCUGCCCUGUCUUUGGCUCUAUCAUCAAACCCCUCACACCUGACAGACCUGGAUUUGAGUGAAAAUGAACUAGGAGACUCAGGGGUGAUGCACAUCUCUGCUCUACUCAGGAAUCCAGAUUGUAAACUACAGAAACUGGGGCUUGACUCCUGCAGUGUAACAGAAGAGGGUUGUGCUGCCCUGACAUCAAACCACUCAUCACACCUGACAUAUCUGUUUCUGGGUAGUAAUAAACUAGGAGACUCUGGUGUGAAGCAUAUCUCUGCUCUACUCAGGAAUCCAGACUGUAAACUACAAAAACUGGCGUAA
Molecule: messenger RNA, 4566 nt
Organism: Engraulis encrasicolus (European anchovy)
Lineage: Eukaryota; Metazoa; Chordata; Actinopteri; Clupeiformes; Engraulidae
Product: NACHT, LRR and PYD domains-containing protein 3-like
Exons: 12
Coding region: 1-4566 (1521 amino acids)
Biological process (GO): intracellular signal transduction
Molecular function (GO): protein binding
Source: RefSeq, a predicted model, not a curated record